AUGUUCAGCGGAACGGUGCGCGUAAAGGUGUGCGAGGCGACGGGCCUCAGACCGACCGACUUUCAGAAACGGCACAACAUGACCUUCGGGAAACCUGAUGAUCAGCCGAUAGACCCGUACGUCUCGAUCGACGCCGACGAACACCACCUGGAUCGUUCAAGCACUAAACCCAAAACUUUUGACCCCGUUUGGAAUGAGACCUUUAUACAUGAAGUGCACAAUGUAAUUAGUUUGGGUAUUACAGUGUUUCAUGAUGCUGCCAUACCUCCAGAUGAUUUUGUUGCUAAUUGUACCAUACCUUUUGAAGAUCUGAUGCACCGGGAUAAAGAAGCCACAGAUUUUUGGGUGGACCUAGAACCUCAAGGAAAACUGCAUCUGAAGAUAGAUCUGAAAUGGAAUUCUCAAGGUGGUGGAGCGACAGAAGGACGGGCGACUCGCGGGCGCGAGUUCAAAGAGGGUGCGGGUUUCGCACGUCGACGCGGCGCCUUGCGACGAAGAGUGCAUCAAGUGAAUGGACACAAGUUUAUGGCCACUUUCCUUCGUCAGCCCACAUUCUGCAGCCACUGCCGCGAGUUUAUAUGGGGACUCGGCAAACAAGGCUACCAGUGUCAAGUUUGCACAUGUGUGGUGCAUAAAAGAUGUCACUCGUCUGUCGUCACCAAGUGCCCAGGAAUGAAGGAAGAGCAACACAGUGGCGUGACCGUAUCGAGUGGGCAGCGUUUCAACGUGAAUGUGCCGCACCGUUUCGUCGUUCACUCAUACAAGCGGUUCACGUUCUGCGACCAUUGUGGCUCGCUGCUUUACGGCCUCAUAAAGCAGGGCUUGCAAUGCGAAGUUUGCUCGAUGAAUGUGCAUAAGCGAUGCCAGAAGAACGUAGCGAACAACUGCGGCAUCAACACGAAGAUGAUGGCGGAGAUCCUCAACGAGAUGGGCAUUUCGCCCGACAAGAAUCCGCGCCCUAGGGCGUCUAAGUACCUGAACACAGCUUUAAUGGAAGGCACACCCGAGUUGACUUCAUCAGGGGAUUCGGACAGCAAAGAUCCCAGUGACAAAAAUGAUGAUAAAGGUUUUCAACACCGCAGCGUGUUGUGGGGCUCGCAUUGGACGGACCUACAGGAUAUUUUUGGCAGUUACCAAGGCACGGAUAGCACAGUAAACCUAUGGGAUAACAGUGUUUUGCAACAGAACGAUACGUCUUGGCGCUCGCAUUGGGAUGAUCUGGAGGAAAUAUUCACUUGUUAUGAAGGUGGUGAUGGUGAGGCGGAGGGCAUGCAGGGGAAGGUGUCCCUCGAGGACUUCCACUUCAUAAAGGUGCUUGGCAAGGGCUCAUUCGGGAAAGUCAUGCUCGCUGAGAAGAAGGGCACAGAUGAAGUGUACGCGGUGAAGGUGCUGAAGAAGGACGCCAUCAUCCAGGACGACGACGUGGAGUGCACGCUGACGGAGCGGCGCGUGCUGGCGCUGGCGGCGCGCCACCCGUUCCUCACGGCGCUGCACUGCGCCUUCCAGACGCGCGAGCGCCUCUUCUUCGUCAUGGAGUACGUGGACGGCGGCGACCUCAUGUUCCAGAUACAGCGCGCGCGCAAGUUCGACGAGCCAAGGGCCCGAUUCUAUGCUGCUGAGGUGACGUUAGCCUUGCAGUUUCUUCACUCACACGGCGUCAUUUACCGCGACUUGAAGUUGGACAACAUUCUAUUGGACAGCGAGGGCCAUUGUAAGCUCGCAGACUUUGGCAUGUGCAAGGAGGGUAUACUAGAUGGUGCAACAACCACUACAUUCUGUGGAACUCCGGACUACAUUGCUCCUGAGAUUCUUCAGGAGUUGGAGUAUGGUCCCUCUGUGGACUGGUGGGCUUUGGGAGUGUUACUGUACGAGAUGCUGGCUGGUCAGCCGCCCUUUGAGGCGGACAACGAGGACGAUCUCUUCGAGAGCAUUUUACACGACGAUGUACUUUACCCGGUGUGGCUGUCCAAGGAUGCUGUGUCUAUACUUAAGGGCUUCAUGACCAAGAGCCCGGCGCGGCGGCUGGGUGUGGCGGGCGGCGCGGCCGGCAUCCGCGCGCAUGCGUUCUUCCGCGACAUGGACUGGGACGCGCUGUUGCAGCGCCGCCUGCGCCCGCCCUUCCGCCCUAAAGUGAAGAGUAAGCGCGAGGCGUCCAACUUCGAUGCGGAGUUCACAAAGGAGGAGCCUGUACUGACGCCCGUACCGCCGGACGUUGUACGCGCUAUCAACCAGGAGGAGUUCAGAGGAUUCUCGUUCGUGAACAAGGAUUUCAACCCUCAGCCCGCACACGACAAAACUCCGGUCGCCUGA
This is a messenger RNA of Parnassius apollo (apollo), 2310 nucleotides long. The record is from the annotation of a GenBank genome assembly. NCBI's taxonomy places the organism in Eukaryota, Metazoa, Arthropoda, Insecta, Lepidoptera, Papilionidae.